Schistosoma guineensis is the source of this 1611-nucleotide messenger RNA. The record is from the annotation of a GenBank genome assembly. NCBI's taxonomy places the organism in Eukaryota, Metazoa, Platyhelminthes, Trematoda, Strigeidida, Schistosomatidae.
CUGAGGCAAGACCACAGGUAACUAUUAAAUAUAGUGAAACUCAAAAAGAAGUAAUCUACCGAACGUAUAGCUCAGGACGGCAAGGUAUAAACGGUAAUCCCUUUCAAAUCUGUCCGCCGUUUCGUUUCAACGACCUUGAACGCGCUGACUGGAAGCGGGCAUUCCGUAUUUCAAUUGCCGUUGCACACUUUAGCUCUGUUGUUCCUUCGAAACUUGAUCUGUGGUCCUAAGUGCUGUAGUGAAAGUCAACAGCUAUAUAUAAUUUGUUGAUAAGGUCCAGAAAACAACAUGCGCCUAGUUUUUGUGAGUUAAGACGAAAUGUCAACUGAAGGUGCUUCAUGCUCAAGUGAAAUUUCAGUGAACGUAAGCGACGCGUUCCAACGUAUUAUGCUGAACAAGAGAUUCGGAAGCUGGAUUAAAAUGACCCAUACACACUAUGUUCACGCAGAAAGUAGAUUGUUGAAGGAUGUGAGAUAUAAAUACUUGUUCGUAGUGUUUCGUUGCACGUUUGGUCGUAAACGUAAAUCAGAAGGUCUGAAUGUGAAUAAAAAACCGUCUAAAUUUUUAAAUUGCCAAUCGAUGUUUCGCGUAAGAUUGGAGGGUCAACAAUACGUUAUAAAAUCUUACAACAUGUCUCACAACCAUCGGUGUACUAGUUCGUGGAUGGUUUGUGAUCCGUUGAGUAAACGAUUGUCAUCAGAAGAAAAAGAAAACUUGAAACCAGUUAUAUUGCACUGUCAGUCGACGGACGAAGUUAUCGAAAGUAUUAAGGAAAGAACAGGUAAGCAGGUGACCGCUGCUGAUGUAAAAAAUAUGAAAGCUGAACUCUCCACUGGUUGGACUCGGAAGCAGGUAUUGCAGAUGAUGCGACAAAACGGUGAAGUUAGAGAGCAUGCAGAAAAUGGAUGUAUUACGGCGAUAUGCUUCAGCAGUUAUGAUCAGAUACGGCUGUACAGUCAAUAUCCCGAAGUCGUGUGUAUUGAUUCUACUUAUAAAACUAAUAAUAAAAAAUAUUCAUUAUUCCAGUUAGUGGUGACAGACAAUUGGGGCCGAGGUCGAACUGUUAUGUUUGCAUGGACACAAAAAGAAAAGCGUGCCGAUGUUACGUGGGUUUUGGAUAAAUUCAAGGAGAUAAUGGGUAACACGACCAAAACAGAAACAUUUGUGAUGGAUUUCGCACGAUCUGAAAGCGCGGCUGUCCGUAUAACGCACGGGCAUGCAAACAUUAUUUUGUGCGCCUUUCAUUACGAAGUGGAUGUAAGUAUUUGUGAAUGCAAUUGUAGCACGUUUAAUAUGUGUCGAUAUCCGUGCCGCCAUCUCCUGCUGGCAUAUAUUAAAAGACGAAGUCUAACAGCUCAUCAACUUCUUAGGUGUUGCUGCAGAUGGAAAUUAGACAAUACGCACAAUUUACAAAACAACACAGGAAUUUCAUUACCGAGACGGAGUAAAGAAUAUAUACAACUUCAACGGCUCCAAAGAAUGUGCAAACAACAAAUUGUUGAGAAAUAUGGUGAACGCUUCGCGAAUCAGGUGGAGAGAAAAGUCUACAAUUUUUACUUAAGAAUUAUAAACAGCUAGACAGCAGGUUUACGAUUAACAGUUCUUUGUGGC